AUGAAUUCUUCUUCGCAUUCUUCCAGAAAUCGAUCUUCUGCGGAAGACGAUUCGACCGUGCAGUCGGAUAUCUUUUCCCACGUCGAUCCUUCUGCGACGAUGGCCUCUGAUGUCGAUCGCCAUUUACACGAUGUCGGUGUCGCCGCCCUUGCUGCGGUUUCGCAGUAUCCUCGACCUGUAAACGAUCACAGCGGGUCGUUCUUGGUCACCGAGGUUGUAAACGCUGUGACCGGGGCGGGUCCAUCCCCUGACUAUCAACUCUUCAGAGGGAACUCGCUUCUUCCCGGACAUAGGAGUUUUUACCCGACACCAUCUGACACCGAUAGUGCUUCGGGGCCGGAUUUUGUUUUUGGACGCCCCGAUCGUGAUGUUAAUAUGGACUCGGUUGUUCGGCAUUUACUUGGCCGCGCUGCUGAGCAUGACAAUAUGGCCAUGAUCACGCAGGAAUGCGACGAGAGUGCGCGCGACAAGGAUAUGGUUAUGAAUUACGAGUCCGACGUCGAGGAUAACAUUUCUCCACCUUCUAUCCCAGAUGAUGAGUUUGAGGACUUUAUCCGAUUUUAUCCGGACGAAGAGGAAUACUACCAUCAACGCAGGGGUCGCCCGACCGAAGAUGCCCCAAUGGCGGAUUUCGAUCUAGAUGACUUUUAUCUCAAUAUCAACUACGAUGAUAUCGAUGUGGAUCUACCCCAAACGCUUGGCAUCCCUAUUUCCGAUCCUUCUGAGAUCAUGGACUUUGCUGAUCAGCCGGAAUUCCCUGGGCCUCACCCGGCAUCUAUCAUCCACACUUCGACGUACGAGCGUAACCUCACUAUUGAUGAAUUUAUCCAGCGCUGGAUGGUUCAAACGAACAUCAUCCCCCGUGGCUUCCAUAGCGAAAGCAGAAUACCACCCCAGCUCCGGCCCCUGUCUAAGAUGAUCAGUUGGAGUCCGCCACAGACGGUCGUUAGGCCACGCGAAUGGAGGCGCGACUUUUACGAUUUGCAGCAGAUUCCAUGGACUGAAACGCUCCGAGUUAAACGGUCUGAUGCGCGGACGCUGCGUGAUGCUUGGUAUACAUCAUAUCAUAACUUGGAUUAUUCGCAUAUGAGCCACGCCAAACGUAUUCCGGCACAAGAGUCAUUCUUCCGCGGGACUUCCAUGCACACCUCACACAAAGCCUCUAUCGAACACUUCCAACUCCGCAACUUGAUGUCUGCCCCGGCAUCCAACACCGUCAAUUUCGCCUACCAAUCCAAGGUACUAUCAUGGACACCGACGACCGGCGACGCCCGCUGCCUAAUCGAUCUAAGCCAGGCGGACCCGGAUUCAGGCUUUCUGGGCCCCGUCAAAAUCUCAACCAUGAAAACCGCCCACGGCCUCACAAUCGCCGGCGGUUUCUGCGGCGAAUAUGCCCUCCGCAGUUCAUUUGGCUCAGGCACCGGAGCAAAAGGCCUCGCAACACCCGACUUCAACGACGGCAUCACAAACCACGUAGACAUUAUUCCCAACCGAACAGGCCCCUCUCCAGUCGGUGUCUUCGCCUCAAACGACAAACACCUCCGCAUCCUCGAUACCGAAACAAAUGUCUUCACCUCCGACCACGAACUCUCUCAACCAAUCAAUUGCACCGCAACCUCCCCCGACAGCCGUCUGCGCGUUGUGAUCGGCGACUCCCCAGACGCCUGGGUCAUAGAAUCCGACACUGGCAAACCCGUCCACCCCCUCCGCGGCCACCGCGACUUCGGCUUCGCCUGCGCGUGGUCACCAGACAUGCGCCACAUUGCAACCAGCAACCAGGACAAAACCCUCAUAAUCUGGGACGCACGCACCUGGAGACCGCUCGAAACAAUCGACUCGGACGUGGCCGGGUACCGAUCUCUACGCUUCUCGCCUGUCGGCGGUGGUCCCCGAAUGCUGCUCUGCACGGAACCGGCAGAUCGGAUCUCGAUCCUGGACGCUCAACUCUACCAGUCGAGACAGGUGCAUGAUUUCUUCGGCGAAAUCGGUGGUGCGGAUUUCUCGCCUGAUGGCUCGGAGAUUUGGGUGGCGAAUACCGAUCGCCAUUUCGGCGGCUUUAUGCAGUAUGAGCGUAGGCAGUGGGGGCAGCGAGUGGGGUUGACGGAUUUGCCCGGUGAGUGGGCGAGUGAGCUUGAGUUGGAGGGCGAUCCGCGCUGUGUGUUGAGCAAGCGCGAGAGGUCGUUGCGGUUUUUGAGGAAUUUGUCGAGCGAUGAGCAUGAGGCUUUGAUUCUUUGA
Messenger RNA from Penicillium nucicola, 2235 nucleotides. RefSeq names its product WD40 repeat domain-containing protein. Bases 1 to 2235 code for a protein of 744 amino acids. The transcript has a single exon. The record is from RefSeq and is a predicted model, not a curated record. NCBI's taxonomy places the organism in Eukaryota, Fungi, Ascomycota, Eurotiomycetes, Eurotiales, Aspergillaceae. Gene Ontology annotation, molecular function: protein binding.